This is a messenger RNA of Rhododendron vialii, 3123 nucleotides long. Its product is annotated as WD repeat-containing protein PCN-like. Gene Ontology annotation, biological process: meristem growth; meristem maintenance. Gene Ontology annotation, molecular function: protein binding. The transcript has 11 exons. The coding region runs from base 115 to 2583 and encodes 822 amino acids. The record is from RefSeq and is a predicted model, not a curated record. NCBI's taxonomy places the organism in Eukaryota, Viridiplantae, Streptophyta, Magnoliopsida, Ericales, Ericaceae.
GUCUCACUUUUUUUUUUCCCUGCACAGAUUUUAGGGUUUACAUAGUCAGUCGGCUCUGUUUACUUCACCGUUUCCAACUCUCUGUCAUUGAUUGAGCUCCAGGAAGAGGAAAAAAUGCUGGAGCUUUACAAGACCAGCUCCGUCCAGUGGAAGCCGUCGCCGGUCGUAGCCCUAGCCACCAGCCUCGACGACUCCCAAGUCGCCGCCGCCCGCGACGACGGCUCCCUCGAGAUUUGGCUCGUCUCUCCCGGCUCCGUCGGCUGGCACUGCCAACUUACAAUACAUGGGAACAGCGAUUCGAGGGUUUCCUCCCUUGUGUGGUGUCAAUCCUGCUCGACCGGUUUGCCGCCAGGUCGGUUGUUUUCGUCGAACAUUGACGGUUCGGUUUCGCAUUGGGAUCUGUUUGAUUUGACAGAGAAGGUUGCGCUAGAUUCAAUUGGUGUCUCAAUUUGGCAGAUGGCUGCGGCACCUAUUAUCAGUUCACCCCAUCAUACAAAGGAUGACACCCUGCUCAUUGAAAAUGGCCAUGCUAAUGAUAAAAUUGGCGAUGAUGAUUACCCUGAAACAAGUGAGAGUGAAGAUGACAGUGACUUGGUUGAGCUUCAUGGACAACCAACCAGUGAAAAUAGGCUCGUGGCACUUGCUUGCGAUGACGGUUGCGUACGCAUAUAUAGUAUCUCUGACUCUGAUAAGUUAAUUUAUGUGAAAUCGUUGACACGGGUCAGUGGGCGUGUUCUAAGUGUGACCUGGAGUCCUGAUGGAAAUUCAAUAUAUUCAGGGAGUAGUGAUGGGAUUAUCCGAUGCUGGGAUGCUAAAUUGGCUCAUGAGAUCUAUAGGAUUACAGUUGGCUCUGGAGGUUCAGGUAGCGGACGUGAUCUUUGCAUAUGGUCGUUACUUGCACUGAGGUGUGGGACUCUUGUUAGUGGAGACAGUAAUGGUAAUGUUCAGUUUUGGGAUAGUCAGCAUGGAACGCUUUUGCAGGCGCAAUCUUGUCACAAGGGUGAAGUCAAUGCACUGGCAGCAUCUCCUAGCCAUAACAGGGUAUUCUCUGCCGGUUCUGAUGGUCAGGUUAUACUUUAUACACUGUCCAGUGAAACAGUUGGAUCUGGUGAUGGCAAUUCUUCGGCAGAAGUGAUGAAGAGAUGGGUCUAUGUUGGUUAUGUCAGAGUUCAUACACAUGAUGUGAGGGCCUUGACGGUUGCAGUGCCAAUAUGUCAAGAAGAACUGUUGCCUGAAGAAAAUGUGAAAAGGGUUCGUGGUAGGGAGAAGCCUAUUGAUCUUGGUUACCAUAAGUGGGCCCAUCUGGGAGUUCCAAUGCUUAUCUCAGCCGGUGAUGACACUAAGCUCUUUGCUUAUUCUGUGAAGGAGUUCACCAAGUUCUCUCCACAUGAUAUCUGCCCUGCACCACAGAGGGUUCCCAUUCAACUGGCACUGAAUACGGUCUUUGAUCAAUCACCUUUGCUACUAGUACAGGCUUCUUAUUGGUUAGAUAUUAUCAGUGUUCGUGUAAAGAGUGGGGUGGUACCUGGUAUGGUUUCUGGUCCUUCCGGUGGUCUUGCAAAGACGGAUUUGCUAGUCCGGGUGAAGAGUAGGGCAGCUCAAAAGAUCAAUUGCAGCACCGUUUCUACCUCGGGAUUGCUUUUUGCUUAUUCAGACCAUGUGGAACCCCACAUGUUCAAAUUAAAGAGGUCUAAGGUUGGAAAAAAAGCGUGGAAAGAGAGAUAUCUUUUGCUUCCUUCAAAUCUACCGUUUGCACAUUCAAUGGUUUUCACCUUUGACGCUUCACAGUUGAUAAUAGCAGGGCAUGAUAGAAGAAUAUACGUUGUGGAUGUGGAAAGUGCAAAAUUACUACAUGCCUUUUCACCUUGCCGUAGGGAGCAUGAUGAGCAACUGCCACCUACGGAGCCUCCCAUAACAAAACUGUUUAUCAGUUCUGAUGGGCAGUGGCUAGCUGCUAUCAACUGCUUUGGAGAUAUUUAUAUAUUUAAUCUAGAGAUACGAAGGCAGCACUGGUUCAUAUCUAGAUUGGAUGGUGCCUCUGUAACAGCUGGCAGUUUUAGUCCCCGGAACAGCAAUGUGCUUAUCAUUUCCACCUCUUCAAACCAAGUUUAUGUAUUUGAUGUGGAGGCCAAGCAGUUGGGGGAAUGGUCCAUGCGACACACAUUUGUUCUGCCCAGGAGAUACCAAGAAUUUCCUGGGGAAGUUAUUGGGCUUUCAUUUCCACCGUCCUCAAAUUCGUCAUCUGUUGUCAUCUACAGUUCUAGGGCAAUGUGCUUGAUUGACUUUGGGUUGCCAGUUGAUCGCGAUGAUGAUAAUGACUUGGUAAACGGACAUGAGGCAACAUUCAAGAAGUUACGAAAUUCUCCCAUGAACGGAAAAUUGAAACGGACAUUGAAACGCAAUGCAUUGGAUAUGAAACACAAUGACAAAAGGAAUUUUGAAUUUGUUGAUUUCCGGGAGGGCCCUGUUUUAUUUGUUGGACAUCUUUCAAAAAAUUCUGUCUUGAUCAUAUACAAACGGUGGAUGGAAGUGGUAAAAACUUUGGACACCGCACCUGUUCACAGACACAUUUAUGGGACAUGACUGCUUGUUGGAUGGAGAUAGGUUUUCUAAAAUGGCUUUGGUGGGAGAGUUCACAUGUAGCAAUUUGGGCCAUAUUCUUGGGGUAUUACUUAGGACACUUGUUCGACAAUUGAACAGUACUGCAGGUAUCCACCCCCGCUACUCAAGGUUUAAAGUAGCACAAUCGUUUGAAAGUCAAAUGUCUACCUGCUGGCACCACUUAGGCUCAGAGGGUUUGUACAGACAGACUUUUUGGGUGCUAAGAUCCAAAGUUGAGAGGGAAAUAGGCCGGUCAUCAAAAGAAAAUGGGGAACUCGCUUAGAGAGCUAGAAGUGAUUCCCUCUUUUACUCAGAUGCAUCGUCGGGCUCUAUAGCAUGUUGUGUAAUGCUUGAUAGUUCUUACCUUGUAUAAGUCAUGUUUAAUUUAUCAGGGGUCUAAAGCACGUAGUUUUAUGUAAUCCUUGAUAGUUCUUGUUAUCAUUUUUUUUGAUCACCUAGUUCUUGUUACCUUGUUACGUUAUAUUAUGUUUACUAUUUGCAAUGGUUCAAUUAUUUCUGCUA